UGAAAAAAAUGGAGGCGGUAUGUUUGCUUUGGUGCUGCGCCAAGAUUUCUACGGUACGUGCCAGGUUCAGCCGACGCAUUUCGAGGAAGCCGAGGGUAGUACAGCCGGCGGGCAACCACACCUUUAUGUCCUCAAAAUGGUUUCGUGUGACGCGGAUUGGAGUGCUACGAAGCGGAAUGAGGUGGCGUGAACUCGAACCUGUGAACCUGGAAAGCAAGUCGCACGUCUACGGCAAGCGCGUGGAACUGGGCGCCCAAGCCUGCAGCACAAGAAAUCCGAUCUCAACCAGGCCAGACAAGGGCAGCCGCGACGAAGCCUGGCUUCCGAGUCGUGGCGUACUCUUCCAGACCCUGGACUUCAAGGGAUGGAUCGGAGAAACCGGGGCUGUACGAGGGCCUGCCCUGCUGGAACGCACCGCGCGUCGACGGCAUCCGGAUCGUUCAGGCAGCUGGCAAGACCAUUCGUUUCAUGGAUGCAGGCAUCAGGAAGUGAUGACAUUGCGACACCUGAAGUUCAAUAAAAACCAGCAAAAGUCGAACGGUCACGGGCGUCGAGUUGUCUGAUGUCCAUU
Messenger RNA from Rhipicephalus sanguineus (brown dog tick), 571 nucleotides. RefSeq lists its product as uncharacterized. The record is from RefSeq and is a predicted model, not a curated record. NCBI's taxonomy places the organism in Eukaryota, Metazoa, Arthropoda, Arachnida, Ixodida, Ixodidae. Bases 9 to 563 code for a protein of 184 amino acids. The transcript is spliced from 4 exons.